Molecule: messenger RNA, 1004 nt
Organism: Oryzias melastigma (Indian medaka)
Lineage: Eukaryota; Metazoa; Chordata; Actinopteri; Beloniformes; Adrianichthyidae
Gene: fkbp14
Product: FKBP prolyl isomerase 14
Exons: 4
Coding region: 126-785 (219 amino acids)
Molecular function (GO): calcium ion binding; peptidyl-prolyl cis-trans isomerase activity
Source: RefSeq, a predicted model, not a curated record
CAGUAGGAGGGCAGACGAGGGUUUUCUUCUAAGUUGUUGGGCUGCCACGUAGGAGACCCUUGACUUGGAUUUAGCUUAAAUGUAUUCAUUUAUAGAAUAUUUAAAGUAGUAUUUACUUUUGUAGAAUGUAUUUAAUGUUGAGUACCAAAAUGAUACUUUUUUCUUUUUCCUUGACUUUAUCCACAUUCCUUGUUUUUGUCACUGGGGGGAAACUGCCCGAACCAGAAGUAAAAAUUGAGGUAAUUCAUAAACCUUUAAUGUGUCUCCGUAAAUCUAAGCUUGGAGAUAUGCUACUUGUUCAUUAUGAUGGAUUUCUGGAGAGCAAUGGCACGAUGUUCCAUUCCAGCCGCAAUGAAGGGGAUAGAAAUCCUGUAUGGUUCACUCUUGGGAUACGAGAGGCCAUUAAGGGUUGGGACAAAGGUCUGCAGAAUAUGUGCACAGGAGAGCGCAGGAAGUUGACCAUUCCUCCAUCCCUGGCGUAUGGCAGUGAAGGAAAAGGUAAGAUUCCUCCAAGCAGCACCUUAAUUUUUGACAUUGAGUUGAUGGAGAUCAGGAAUGGCCCCAGGUCACAUGACUCUUUCCGGGACAUGGAUCUCAACGAUGACUGGAAGCUCUCCAGACAGGAGGUAAAAGAGUACUUGAAGAAGGAAUUUGAGAAGCAUGGAUACUCACCUAACGACACGCAUAAUGAAAUGAUGGUGGAGGACAUCUUCAAAAAUGAGGAUGAAGAUGAAGAUGGUUUUAUAUCAGCGAGGGAGUUCACCUACCAACAUGAUGAGCUCUGAUGGACUGAAUCUAUUGUUUUUUUUUGUGUGUGUUUGUUUUUGUGGAUUUUUUUCUAAAAGUUAGUGAAACCAUUAAACACUGGUUUUGUAAUACUUUGUCCUUGAACAAUACUUUUGUUUUAUUUUUACCUCCAUAACUUAUUUUGGGCCUUCCACACUCCAUCACAGAUUAAGUUACUGUACAAGAUUUUUUUAAGAUGAUGAAAUUAAUAAAAACAU